GAGGGACGGAGGGUGGGAGGGAAGAGGCUCCUCUUACAGCUGGGUUUGUUUACCGCUCAAGCCGAGUCUUAAAUAGAUGUCUGCGCGGAAACCCUGAGAGGGGGCGGAGGUAGAAGGGGACGCGUUACUUUGGGAGACAUGAAUAAUCUCAGAAGUAUACAGUGCGAGGUCGAGGCAGCAGAGAGCGAGGCUGGAGGGCGUGUGUGGCUUCGCUCAGCCCCUCUCAAGCCGCCCCCGGCUCCCUUUCUUCCCAAAACAAAAUAUGGCCGAAACCGGGGGAGGUUUUCUGGAGCAACUCAAGUCUUGCAUCAUCUGGUCCUGGACGUACUUGUGGACUUUCUGGUUCUUCGCCAUGCUUUUUCUCGUCUACAUCUUGAGGGUGCCUUUGAAGAUCAAUGACAAUCUGACCUCAGUGAGUAUGUUUUUGAACACAUUAACACCCAAAUUCUACGUUGCCUUGACAGGCACUUCUUCGUUAAUCUCAGGGCUUAUUUUGAUAUUUGAAUGGUGGUAUUUUCGGAAGUAUGGAACUUCCUUCAUCGAGCAAGUCUCUGUGAGUCACUUGCGCCCUCUACUGGGUGGGGUGGACAAUAAUUCCCCCAGUAGCUCAAAUACAAGCAAUGGGGACUCAGAUUCAAACCGACAGAGUGUUUCAGAAUGUAAAGUCUGGCGAAAUCCCUUAAAUCUGUUUAGAGGAGCUGAAUAUAACCGAUACACCUGGGUGACUGGAAGAGAACCAUUGACAUAUUACGAUAUGAAUCUUUCAGCACAAGAUCAUCAAACAUUUUUCACAUGUGAUACUGACCAUUUAAGGCCUGCAGAUGCCAUAAUGCAAAAGGCUUGGAGAGAAAGAAACCCACAGGCCAGAAUUUCUGCAGCACAUGAAGCUUUAGAAUUAAAUGAAUGUGCCACUGCUUACAUUCUCUUGGCAGAAGAGGAAGCAACAACUAUUGUGGAAGCAGAAAAACUGUUUAAACAGGCUCUGAAAGCAGGUGAAGGCUGUUACAGACGUAGCCAACAAUUACAGCAUCAUGGUACCCAAUAUGAAGCUCAGCACAGACGGGACACUAAUGUAUUAGUCUACAUUAAAAGGAGGCUGGCAAUGUGUGCAAGAAAACUGGGGAGAACCAGGGAAGCUGUGAAAAUGAUGAGAGAUUUGAUGAAGGAAUUCCCUCUUCUUAGUAUGUUCAACAUCCAUGAAAAUUUGCUAGAAGCUUUGCUGGAGUUACAGGCAUAUGCAGAUGUUCAAGCUGUUUUAGCAAAAUAUGAUGAUAUAAGUUUACCAAAAUCAGCAACAAUAUGCUACACUGCUGCCCUUCUCAAAGCUAGAGCUGUCUCUGACAAGUUUUCUCCAGAGGCAGCUUCAAGAAGAGGUCUCAGCACAGCAGAAAUGAAUGCAGUGGAAGCUAUUCACAGAGCGGUAGAAUUUAAUCCACAUGUGCCAAAAUAUCUCCUAGAAAUGAAAAGCUUAAUAUUACCCCCUGAACAUAUUUUAAAGCGAGGCGACAGCGAAGCGAUUGCUUAUGCUUUCUUUCACCUUCAGCACUGGAAAAGAGUGGAAGGGGCUCUGAAUCUCUUACAUUGUACGUGGGAAGGCACUUUCAGAAUGAUCCCUUAUCCUUUGGAAAAAGGGCACCUUUUUUAUCCUUAUCCCAUUUGUACCGAAACAGCAGAUAGAGAACUUCUUCCAUGUAAGUUUGAAUCUUUUCUGGUUUUAUCUUUAAGUAAGGAAGAUUAAACAAUUUGUCUAUCAGUUGGCUCAUCAGCAAGGAAAGUUUCUGCUGUAUAACUUUAUCCAGUUGUCUCAAAGAUGCUUUUUAAAGAGGCAACUAGACUUUCUUGUUUUUCUUUGAAGAUGUUUUGCUUCUCGUCCAAGCACCUUCUUGGAUGAGAAGUAAAACAUCUUCAAAAUAAAACAAGAAAGUCUAGUUGCCUCUCGAAAAAGCACCUUUGAGACAACCAUGACCUGGAGGACUGAAAAUCGCCAUAGACAAGUUUAUCCAAUUAUUCGCAGAAUGGAAUAUAAGGCUUAUCCAUAUUUGGUUUUGCACAGAGGUCUGUCACUGCAUGAGAUGUAGCAACCAGGUUUGAGUUGAAUUACAAGCCCAUUAUUACAUUUUUGUCAGUACACUACUCCCAGAUUGAAAGUUGUAAAAUAAACUCACUAGAUUUAACAGUUAAUUCCUUUGCUAACCUGGAAUUAAAAUCUGACAUAACUGUUUUUACUGGGAUUGGGAAAGAAAAAUGUUGGUUCCUGAAGCUAAUUCAGUUUGUGCUAUACCUAAGACUUUGACGAUCCCCAAUUACUUUUUUCAUUAAAAAGCUGUGAUUAUGCGUAUUGUGAAGGAGGCAACUGUCAGAAUCCAAUCAUAUUUCAUCUUUAAUUAUCAACUAUAGAAACUCCCAAUUCUGCCUUCUUUGGAUUCUGCCAUAAGAGGGAGAGAAGGGGGAGAACAAAGGGGCUUUAUGGCCCUC
This is a messenger RNA of Crotalus tigris (Tiger rattlesnake), 2475 nucleotides long. RefSeq names its product suppression of tumorigenicity 7 (gene ST7). Lineage: Eukaryota; Metazoa; Chordata; Lepidosauria; Squamata; Viperidae. The record is from RefSeq and is a predicted model, not a curated record. The transcript has 13 exons. Bases 263 to 1738 code for a protein of 491 amino acids.